This is a messenger RNA of Stylophora pistillata, 1456 nucleotides long. Its product is annotated as tartrate-resistant acid phosphatase type 5. The record is from RefSeq and is a predicted model, not a curated record. Gene Ontology annotation, molecular function: acid phosphatase activity. NCBI's taxonomy places the organism in Eukaryota, Metazoa, Cnidaria, Anthozoa, Scleractinia, Pocilloporidae.
GUAUUAUCGCACGAAAACAUGAUGGCGAUCAAACAUAUUCUCUUAGUGAUCUUCUUCACGUGCGUAGCUUACGUUCACUGUGAUGAACUGAGAUUUCUUGUGGUGGGUGAUUGGGGUGGCAUGCCUUGGUACCCGUACACUACUCCUUACGAGACCGCGGUCAGUAGUGGCAUGGGAAAGGUCGCACAGGAACUAGGAACACAGUUUACCGUCGCUCUUGGUGAUAAUUUUUAUCUUGAUGGGGUGAAAAACGUGGAUGAUGAAAGAUUUAAAGAGACAUUUGAAGACGUGUUCACUUCCGAAUCUCUGAUGACCCCGUGGUUCUUUUGCGCGGGGAAUCACGAUCAUCAUGGCAACGUAUCUGCCCAAAUCGCCUACAGUUCUAAGUCUGAACGCUGGAAUUUUCCAGACUUUUAUUACACCAAGUCCUGGAAGAUUCCUGGCUCUGAUAUGGAGUUGCAGUUGGUUCUUUUAGACACAGUUCUACUCUGCGGUAAUUCUGGACAUGAUGACACCCUAAAUCAACCCGAAGGGCCCGAGUCCAUUGAAGUUGCUGAAGCACAAUGGAAUUGGUUAGAAUCAACCCUCCGUUCGUCCACAGCGCAUUAUCUGAUCGUUGGUGGCCAUUUCCCAGUCUGGUCCAUAGCUGAACACGGUCCAACCCAGUGUUUAGUUGACCGACUGAGACCCUUGCUGGAAGAAUAUCACGUGACUGCUUAUAUCAGUGGACAUGAUCAUAACCUGCAGCACCUAAAAGAACAGAAUUCCUCAGUUGAAUAUUUCGUCAUUGGAGCCGGUGACAUUGUGUUUAGAAGCACCCGGAACAAAGACAAAGUACCGAAAGGAAGCUCUCUGUUUUUCUGGGCUGAGUACUUAAGAUUCGGAGGAUUUGCGGUGAUACGCGCCUCGGUGGAGAACAUGACAGUGGAGUUUGUAGAUUCCUUCCAAAGUAAUCUUUACAAAAGAUCAAUCUCUCCUCGAUCACCUAUCGAGAGUCUAAAGUAAACGAUUCCCCAUAGGUGAAUAUUGUAGAAUAAAUCUACAAUUGUCAGGUUCUCCAAGGUGAAACAUGUCAAAUAAGAUUAUCAUAAGAAAUAUUUAGCAAUCAGAUGAUCGUAUAACUUUCUUAUGUGAUAAUUUUCAAUGUAAAGAUGAUUUCAUCGAAGUUACUAGUAAAAUGAAACCAGUGAGAAAGGCGUCGUGUUUUGGGGUGGGUAGGAAGGGAAAGCGCCCUUUCAACAAUCGGGAAAAAAAACACGAGAGAAGAGCGAGGCAAAAAAAUGAUGCUUGUCAAACAGACCUCGUAAAUGGUGUUUUUACCAUAAAGUUAAAAAGCUUACUGUUACUACAUUGAGUUGAUGUUCCAAGUAGAGAUACAUAUAAUUACCUCGGUCAUGUUCCAAAGAGACAACAUAGUAUUCUGAGCAAAUAUACAAUAAAAGUGGUGUAGGCAUUA